Molecule: messenger RNA, 1349 nt
Organism: Pogona vitticeps (central bearded dragon)
Lineage: Eukaryota; Metazoa; Chordata; Lepidosauria; Squamata; Agamidae
Source: RefSeq, a predicted model, not a curated record
GAAAAGCAGGCGGCAGCCUGCUCGCGAGUUUCAUUAUAUUCCAAUAUAUUCAUUUCCCGAUCGCUCUCCCGUCUUGCGUGAAGACGCCACCUGGAGCAGCAGCGGGCCAGCGAGCAAGAGAGAGGCAGACCCCCGUAUCCACGCGCGCCCCGUCCCGGAGGGAGAGAGAGAGAGAGAGAGAGAGAGAGACACACACACACACACACACACACACAUACAUACACGCGCGCGCGCCAGCGCCGCACCCGCUCGCUCUCUUUCCUCCCCCACGGACGCCUUGGUCGCGAGUCGGUCGGACGGCGGAGCGGCGCGCGCUCGAGAGAGCGUUUUCCACGGGCCCUGCUCCUGCUCCACGCUGGCGGCCGAGAACCAUGGACUGUUUCUAUCUGCCUUGCUUUCGGACAAGACACCAUGACGCCUGGUAACCGUAUGCUGAUGGUCAUCUUAUUAUGCCAGUUGCUGCUCGGAGGUACCAACCGUGCCAGCUUGAUACCCGCCGAGACUGGCAAGAAGAAGGUGCCCGGAGAUCUGCAGCAACAGCAACCGCGACAAGGCGCCAGGGGAGAAGAGGGAGCCCGCCAAGGGGCCCUGGGACCCCCGCCGCCGCGCCGUGCCGCCUUGCCAAACCAUGACCUCCUCCGCGGGUUCGAGGCUACCCUCCUCCAGAUGUUCGGGCUCCGACGGCGGCCCCAACCCAACCCGACGGCUGUCAUCCCCUCCUACAUGCUGGAUCUCUACCGCCUCCAGUCCGGGGAAGAGGAGGAAAGCCUUCACGAUCUGCACCUUCAGUAUCCGGAGAAAUCCACCAGCCGGGCCAACACCGUGAGGAGCUUCCACCACGAAGGUUGGCCUCUAGACUGGGAAGGGGGAACCCGCCAGCCCGUGCCCUGCGCGCGCGCGCGCGCCGAUGUGCUUGCUCAAGGAAACCCCUUAGGAAAGAUUCCCCGUCUUCUCUCCUUCUCCAAGCGCCACUGCCGCCGCCACGCGCUCUACGUGGACUUCAGCGACGUGGGCUGGAACGACUGGAUCGUGGCCCCGCCGGGCUACCAGGCCUUCUACUGCCACGGGGACUGCCCCUUCCCCUUGGCCGACCACCUCAACUCCACCAACCACGCCAUCGUCCAGACCCUGGUCAACUCGGUCAACGGCACCAUCCCCAAGGCGUGCUGCGUCCCCACCGAGCUGAGCGCCAUCUCCAUGCUCUACCUGGACGAGUACGACAAGGUGGUGCUCAAGAACUACCAGGAGAUGGUGGUGGAAGGCUGCGGGUGCCGGUAGGGGAGGCGGGAGUGGACGGCACCCCCCACACGCGGCGGAGCCCCUCCAGAGACGCUCGCGGAGAAAGCCCC